AUCCAAACAUUUUAAAAUUUUAUCUUGUUUUCUCUUUGUCUAAUAAAAAAUUGGAAAGAAAUACUCCAAAUGACCAAAUCUCUUUCAGCUUUCAUGGUAGUUGGUGGUUUUCUUUUUAGUGUUUAAACUUUUUUUGUGUUUAAUACAAGGCUCCUGGUGUUUAUUCCUUGGACCAAAGUUGGGGCAUUCUAAUUUUUGAUCUUUCUUUUUUCUUUGCUGAAAUUGUCCUGGAAACAGCCUCUUGCAGAAAUGCAGUGUAAGGUUUGCCUCCCUAACAGCUCGGUGGGGUGUUGAAAAAAUAACCCACAUCGAACAAUUAGAGAUAAAUUGACUACAUAUAUUUGAUGGGCUACUAUUCCUAUUACCAAUUGGUUAUCAGAAGGAACAAAAUCAGAAUUUUUGAUGGGUUAAAGUUGAAGCUUGUAUUCUAUGUGGAGAAGCUAAGUAGUCAUUGUGCCUGAUAGUUGAAGAUGAAAGUAAACUGGCUUCAUGUUCUAAUCACCAGUUUCUUGUUUGUACUUUUGGAUGGAGCUGAUAAUAAUGUGUCGAGACCUUCAAUCAUCAAUAUCGGAGCGCUUUUCAGCUUCAACUCUACCAUUGGGAAAGUUGCUAACAUUGCAAUUCAGAAAGCUAUUGAUGAUGUCAACUCUAAUUCCAGCAUAGUACAUGGGUCAACGCUGAAUUUAACUAUGAGGGACUUUGAUUGCAGUGGAUUUUCGGGCUUUAUACAAGCAAUGCAACUCAUGGAGACACAAGUUGUGGCAAUCAUAGGUCCUCAGUCUUCUACUGUUUCUCAUAUGGUUUCUUUGUUAGCAAGUGAACUCCAAAUUCCUCUACUAUCAUUUUCGGCAACAGACCCCACUCUUACACCUUCCAGCUCGCCUUUUUUUGUUAGAACCAUAUUUAGUGAUCAGUAUCAGAUGACAGCAAUCUCUGAAAUUGUUGAUUUUUAUGGAUGGAGAGAGGUGGUUGUUGUUUACAUUAAUGAUGAUUAUGGAAGGAAUGGUAUUGCUGCUUUCAAUGAUGCUCUUGCUGACAAGCGAGGCAAAAUCUCAUAUAAAGCUGCAAUUCCACCGGACACAAGUGUUACUCGGAGUGAUAUAAUGGAUAUAUUCGCUAAGAUUGCGAUGUUGGAGUCUCGGGUUAUUAUUCUGCACGUAAAUCCUCAGUCAGGCCGUUUAAUUUUCGAUGUGGCUAGUUAUCUGGGGAUGACAGGUAGUGGGUAUGCUUGGAUAUGCACGGACUGGCUGGCGUCUCUUAUUGAUUCAAGUUCUCCCCUUCCUUCGGGAAUAAUGAAUUCAAUGCAAGGAUUUCUUGUCCUGCGUCCUCAUACACCAGAUUCUAGUAGGAAAAGAGAUUUUGUGUCGAGGUGGAAAAAAGAAGCUCGUAAUUCUCUUGGAUUGAGUGCUUAUGCACUGUAUGCUUAUGAUUCUGUAUGGAUGCUUGCUCAUGCAAUUGAUGCAUUUCUAAAUAAUGGUGGAAACAUAUCUUUUUCUAGUGAUUCUAAGUUACGGGAGUUAAAUAGCACUGAACUACACCUUCAACAAAUGCGCGUAUUUGAUGGAGGACGAGCAUUGUUGAGUAAUAUACUGCACAGUGAUUUGAUCGGCUUGACAGGUCCGCUGAAGUUUGAAUCGGAUAGGUCCCUGGCUCACCCUGCAUAUGAUAUAAUUAAUGUGGUUGGAACUGGCUAUCGACAAAUUGGCUACUGGUCUAAUUAUUCUGGUUUAUCAACAGCUUCACCAGAGACUCUUUAUAGCAAACCUUCUGACCGUUCAAGUGCAAAUCAACACCUAUACCCAGUUUUUUGGCCCGAUGGGUCUACAAUAGUACCUCGUGGGUGGAUCUUCCCGAAUACUGGUGUGCAGUUGAAAAUAGGGGUUCCUGUACGGCAUAGUUUCAAGGAGUUUGUUUCUCGAGUGCCGGGAAGAAAUGAUAUGUUUAAGGGGUUUUGUGUCGACGUGUUUCAAGCUGCUGUCAACUUGCUGCAAUACCCUGUUCCGUAUGAGUUUGUUGCCUUUGGGGACGGUCACAAAAACCCAAACUACACAGACCUCGUCAAUGGGAUAUCUACUGGUAUCUUUGAUGCUGUAGUCGGAGAUGUCACUAUUACCACUAGCAGGACCAAAAUUGUUGAUUUUACACAACCAUUUGUUUCAUCUGGUCUUGUAGUGGUGGUACCAUUCAAAAAGUUGAAUUCUGGAGCGUGGGCUUUUCUCCGACCAUUCUCACCACUAAUGUGGGCUGUCAUUGUUCUGUCGUUCAUCACUGUUGGUGCGGUCGUGUGGAUAUUAGAGCAUAGAGUAAAUGAUGAGUUCAGAGGCUCCCGCACAAGGCAGUUUAUAACCAUUCUAUGGUUCAGUUUCUCAACGUUGACGUUUUCACAUAAGGAGAACACUCUUAGCUGCCUUGGUCGAAUGGUAGUAAUCAUAUGGCUGUUUGUGGUUCUGAUUCUCACGUCAAGUUAUACUGCAAGCUUGACUUCCAUUCUUACGGUGCAACAAUUGUCGUCGCCUAUCAAGGGGAUCGACUCAUUGAUUGUGGGUGAAACACGGAUAGGAUACCAGGUUGGGUCCUUCGCUGAAAAGUACUUGUCAACAGAAUUGAAUAUAUCUCAAUCUAGACUUGUUGAACUUAAAACACCCGAAGAAUAUGCUGAUGCUCUACGAUCUGGUCGUAUUCACGCUUUGGUUGAUGAACUUCCAUACGUUGAGCUCUUCCUAGCAAGCCAUUGUGAUUUUAGAAUUGUAGGUCCAGAGUUCACGAGAAAUGGCUGGGGCUUUGCAUUUCCACGGGACUCUCCCUUGGCUCCUGAUAUGUCCACCGCAAUUCUAAAACUAUCAGAAAACGGGGAUUUGCAGCGAAUACAUGACAAAUGGUUGACGAUGAGCAGUUGCAGUCAGGAUAAUACUGAGAUUGAAUCCAGCCAACUCCACCUUGGAAGCUUUUUGGGUCUCUUUUUAAUCAGUGGAGUAGCAUGUAUUAUCGCUCUUUGUUUAUAUUUCACUCGAAUAUGUUAUCGUUGUCAUAUGACUUUUAGAACUGAAACUACUUCAAAUAUUGAUGGUAGUACAUCCAGCUUGAAACGAAUUCGGACACUUAUAACCUUGAUUGAUGAGAAAAAAGACCCUUCAAAGAAAAGGAAAAAAACGAGAGAAAUAGGCGAUUCAUCCUUUGAUGAUGACAGAGAUGAAGAAUGCGGAACGAGUGGCAAAAGGAAACAAUAUCAAGUUUCUGGAGAUGAAAAUACAGACUAAGCUUGUAAAAUUACACACAAUGUAUA
This is a messenger RNA of Amaranthus tricolor (Joseph's coat), 3283 nucleotides long. Its product is annotated as glutamate receptor 3.3-like. Lineage: Eukaryota; Viridiplantae; Streptophyta; Magnoliopsida; Caryophyllales; Amaranthaceae. The record is from RefSeq and is a predicted model, not a curated record. Gene Ontology annotation, molecular function: glutamate-gated receptor activity. The transcript is spliced from 8 exons. The coding region runs from base 471 to 3257 and encodes 928 amino acids. Gene Ontology annotation, cellular component: plasma membrane.